CGAUCGAGACGAUAGAGGGCGACCAUACCACAACAACAAUGAUCUGCUGAAUUAGAGCUGAACUGUUUCGCACUGCUGCUGGAAACUACUUUAUUCAAAGAAGUUAAAAGGGGAGGACAGCCCAUUUCCAAGUAAUCAUGGAGUCAGGAUCCACAAAGUAUUGUACCAACUGCAAGGAGGAUAUUGCAGAAGGUAACUUCAUCAUGCAUGAAGUUCAUUGCAGGAGGAACAUCACCUUGUGCAAAGACUGCCAAGAACCUGUUCCAAGAUCAGAAAUGGAAGAGCACUUUGAGGAAUACCAUAAGCCAAUAACCUGCAAGUGUGGAGAAACAGUGGAAAAAUGCAAAGUGGAAGAACAUGAGAAGAAUGAGUGUGCACAGAGAAUCAAACACUGUGAAUACUGUGAACUAGAACUCCCCUUCAUUCAGAUGGCUGAGCACCUGAACUACUGUGGAAGCCGCACGGAAUGUUGCCCGAAGUGCCAACGCUACAUCCAGAACCGUGACCGGGAUCAGCACGACAUCACAGACUGCGCAUUCCCUGACCAGAAACCUUCCAUCCCACGGCAGCCACCCCCCGUGGAAUCGCUAUUUGAUAACCUUGAAGACUAUGAUGAGACUACCUAUCAUGCAGUGACAAAUCGAUUUGCGUUUCCAGAGUACGUUGACCCCAAUGAUCUAGACGACAAUAUGACAAGGCCGUCAAUGAGGAGUGUUAACGUGAGCAGCUCACAGUUCUACGGGGGAAGCAAGGACAAUCGAAGUAGUGCGCAGGAUGCAAAUCCUGGAGGACGCAACAGGAGACAGAGGAAGAAUCAGGAUAGAGUGCAGAAUAUUUAUAAGAAUACAAACCAAAGAAAACCUGUAGCAAGCAAGAAGAAAGAUUCUACAAAGCAGUCUAACACACAAGCAGCUGAUCAGAUGGAAGCUGACCGCCUUCUGGCUCUCAGCAUCUCGAACGAGGAUGACCAGGUCUUUGGUCUGGACAACAGCUUUGAUGCCCUCCUUGGCAGUGUCCAACCUAGCAACCAUGGGAACAGGGAUUUUGAUGACAGUGAGCUGGAUCAGUGGGAGAAUGAUAGAGAUGCCGGUUCGCCGUCAAGAAGACGACUGGCUAGCCGAACAUCUCAGCCAUCGUUAUGGAGUGCAUUAGAUGAAAAUGGUAUUUCAGGAGAGGUUGUUAUGGCACCCUGUGAAUUCUGUAAUAAAGCAUUUCCUCUGGAUGAUCUUAUACUACAUCAGACUGGCUGUCAGAUGGAAUCCCUAGACCAGGUACUUGAUCCUAGUGAAAUAACAUCAGUGCCUUCUAACAAUCAGCAUCAGACGGUUCCUCAAGGCUCAACUGCAGUGCAAACACCAGUACUAGAUAAUCUUAGAAAGCCCAAUCUCCAGAGGUUAAUAAGCCCUGAACCCCUUCACCAUUAUCUUAGUGGUUCAUCAGAAGAUGGGUCUGUUAUGUUACCUUGUGAAUUCUGUGGGGAUCUUUUACCUGCAGAGUUCCUACCUCACCAUCAGUUUCACUGCAGGGAGAGUCGACCCACGAGGUCAAACCAUGAAGUCGAGUCUGCCCUCCAGGAUCUAGAAGAGACUCCUCCUAGUCCCACCCUGGUCAGUAGAUCCAUAGGGAGAACCAGGAACACGUUGGGAACAUCGAGCCCUCCUAAGAGCAGGAGUUCUAGGAGGAGACAGGAGGAUGCAAUGCUGAGGAACAUGUUCCCUGCAUCAGGCUUUGAUGAAGUUGAUGAAGGAGAUAAUAGACAUUCAUCUAAGGUCAAGAGGUCAUUGGGCCAAGCGGAUGAUGUAUCAGGAAGAACGCAGUACAGUAGACCUCCAAAGAAUAAAAAUAGUAAUCGUUCAGGUAAGAAUGUUGGAGUAAAGGAGAAUGAUGUAGAUGACUACCUAGCCAAAAAUGAUGUCAGCUAUGUAGGAUCACAUCAUGCAGGGACUACCUUACCACUCAAAUCUAGCAAUAAAGAUCUAAGAAAACCUGGAACCAAACCAGUGUCAAAGAAAUUCACCAACAGCGACUAUGCCAACGACAACCUGAGCUCUGACACGACAUCGUUCCAACGCCUCCACCAGGCAACGUCCAAAUCCAACACCGCAGCUGGUAGGGGUCUGAAUAACAUUCAGAAGAAACGAAGCGAAAGGCAGGAUAGUUUUACUGAGCUGCUUUCACAAUAUGACAAUGAUCCUGUGUUCAUGAGAGAGGACCGGGAUGGAAGGAGCGGUGUAAAAAAGACAAACUCUAGAAAGACUCCCAACAAGGGAGCGUAUAACACGGAGAGGGUUGCAGGUGCAACAGGAUAUGUUCCAAGCUUUGGGACCGAUUCGAGUAGGAACAAGAAAACUACCAAUCCAAGUUCUGUCAGACUUGCUGCAAAUUUCACUGUGCCGACCGAUGCUGUAACGAGAGUUCCUGCUGGCAGCAGAGCGGGGCUUGAACCGGCAAUCUCUUCAGGUAUAUCAUCCAGGCCCAGAGGUACAACCAACAGGCCUUCAUCCAAGACAAGACCUAAAGUAAAAGUAACAAGACAUCCCAGCGGCCCAUCGUGAAAGCACUUUGAAUCCACUUCCAUUAGUCAUUAAUAUCCAAAAUGUUGGUAAGAUUUUUUUUUCUUCAAAAUCUGAAGUAAGCCAUGUGCUCUGUGCCCUAUAACCCAAAAGACACAAUUGAUUGUUCAAUUAAGCACAACUAUAUUGGUAAACCAUAUACACAAAGUUACAAUCAAUCAUAAACAUUGGCCAUAUCUCUUUAUGGUACUCUGUUAUAUCUCUUUAUGAUUCGCCUCCAGGGCCCGAUAAUACAAACGUUGGCGAUCAAUUGCUAUUAAAGUGGUAUGGCCUAUCAAGGUCAUUUUUGUAUGCAGAUUUUAGACUGACCGGGAACCGAUCAGAAUUGCUCUUUCAAAUUGUACUAGCGAUUAAUCGCAGCCUUUGUGUUGCAGGGCCCAGGUCCGAUUGUAGAAGAAUUGAGUCUCAAAACCUGGAAAGUCUAAUGAUCAGGAAUAUGAUUAUCACAAUUUAUCAUGUAUUUCAACAAUCUUAGAAAUUUCAAAGGACUUUCAUGUAAGAUGAAAAAGCUGAAAUGUAGAUAAUUUUAUAAAUUUUCCCAUUUUAAAAACACUUAUUAAUGGUGUUUGUGUAAAAUUGUGUCGUUCUUUAAAUGGAAAGACAGGAAGGUCACACCAUGUGAAGGAUGUGAUGAUCUAUUAUUGAAAUGUGAUCUUUUCAUGGGAUUACUCACAAGUACUUUUGAAAACAUAUAUUGUAAAACUUUCUUUUAGAUUCAAUCUGUUGUUGUGAAUGUUUUUAAAUGCUGCCUCGGGUGAUUCACCACUACAAUUGCUAAUUUGAUAUAUGAUAAUUUAGGGAUCAAUUUCAAUCCCUGAGUUAAUACUUCAUAAUAAAUUUUCCCUUUUUGGCUGAAAAUCAAUCUUGUUAUGAACACAUACUAGUGCAUAUGGUUAUUUAAUGGCAAACUCAAACCAAUUGUUAUGGUCAGGGCCAAUCAGUCCCCUGAACUGUAUCAUAUUUCAGUUAUCACUCAGUAGUUGAUUUGAGGUAAUCAUAUUACUUUUUUUUUUUUUUCAAACAUUUGAGAGGAAAACUGGAAUUUUUGUCAGGCAUAGAUUAGUGUUUCAAUUUUUAUUGAGGGAUAUGAUGAACAUUAAGACAGUUUUGUUUUGAUAUUUGUCUACUUAGACUUUUGUAGUAGCAGUAUAGCUCUGAAUUUAAUGGUAUAUUGCAAUUUGGUGAAUUCAAAAUACUGUGCGCCAUCUAUUGGUUGCAGAGAACAGGCUAAAAUUCGCAGUACCUCAUGGGAAAAAUUUGGCAUCUGUUGUGCACGCUAGUACUAUUGUGUAUGCAUGCAUGGGAUUAUUCAGUGCUGGCCGAUGCGCCUUGACCAGCUUUCACAAUGAUGCCCUUAACAAGGGUCCAGGAGGUGGGAGAGAAAAUUCUUUGCGAAAUUACACCAUUUCAGGGAACUCUUCGUCCGCUUUGGCAAUAUGGUUUUCAUCAUUGAAGCACCACACAUAUCAGCCACACAACUUAGGGUGACAGAGCCUUCUACAUCUCUGGACCAAAGCUGUGAAAUAGCCAUCUCCAAUUUAUCAGGAGAGCAGAGACCCAAUCAGCUUUGAGUCUAACCUGAAGACCUUUCUGUUCCCCUCUCUAACAUUAUUGCAAGAAUAGCAUUACUAGGACAGUACUUGAACUGAAUGAUGAUCCUAAGCACUGUUUGAAGACAUUGAAAUUUGUAAGAUAUUUCCUAUUUUUGAGCAAGCGCCAUAAGUGCCCAGCUGAGGCGGAUACCGGCGCUAUACAAGAACCUAUCAUCAUCAUCACCACAGUCACAUUAUAUUGACUAGCACUUCGCACUGCCUGCACCUCCGCGCGAUGUCGACUCCAAAGUUCAAAAGUUGGCCUGUUCACUGCAACCGUUAGAUGGUGCACCAUAUUGUGGAUUGCAAUUGGUCUACAACUGCUUUGUGUACUUUCUAUUUGAUCUAGUCCAAUGUCUGUCCGUGGCAGGCAAAGAGUUUAUAUUUUCUCAGAGUGGUGUAAUCAUUUCCUAUGGGUAGACCAGUAUCUAAUGACAGGGGUAGUGUGAUAGUGGGCGAUUCCAUACGUGUCGUACGGGACAUUUUAAAAACAAUUUCUAGUCUCUUAGUUGAUCACUUGAGCAACAGAAAAUUAUUUAUUAUAUAGGUAGUCAUCUGAAAAAACUGAUUACCAACACAAAAUGUUGGAUUAUGGGUGAAUUAAAGGUGAAAAUGUGUGUCGUACAGGACUCAGAAAUGUCCCGUACGACACGCAACAUUUUCACCUUUAAUUCACCCAUGGACAACAUAUUUUUGUCGGUUGUCAUUUUUUCAUAUGACUUUCCAGUAGUACUUUAUUAUUACCACAAAACAAACUGAAGUUCUUCGUUUGUUUGGACAGUAGGUUGGAAAAUGUUGCGAAAAUGGCUGAUUUUUCUAGCAUGGAAUCACCCUAGUGUGUUGUAUGCAUAAAGCACUUGAGAUGCUGUUCUGAUGUAAUCAUGUUGCAUAAGCAGAUUGUCAGUAGUUGUUACUGUAUUUGAAAUAAAUAUUUAGCACAUCCUGUAAGUUCUAUUGAAAUGAUAAUACUUUUCUGUUAAACAACUUUAAUGGCCAUGGCUCUUUGGGCUAACUUGUACCAAUUUGGAUUCAUGAAGACAAUGCCUAAAGCUUCAAGUGUAAUUGAAAGAAACACAUUGUUGCUUUAUUUCAUAUUAGAUAUACCAGAAAUCAGAAUUUAUUUCACAUGCUUGUGUAUAUUUCUAUGAUCCUUUCAUUCUGUACUUAAAGUAAACCAUUAAAAACUUAACUGGCAUACUGUAUAAAAUUUGUCUUUCAUGAAUUAUGUAAAUCAGGGCUGUUAGGCAACUUGUUCAAAGUCUGUGCUGUAUUAUGCUUUUCACACUGCAUUUCCUAAACCCCAUACUAUCCGUAACCCUGGAUUAUCUUUAAUAUAACCCUUUUUUUUGUUUCACGCUAUCUUUCUUAACCCCAUACUAUUUGCUUAGCUGGGGUUAUCGCCUUAAACCCGGACUAUCGCACAGCUUAUAAGUAUUGAUGAUUUUACCAUACAGAGCGUGAUUAACCCUAUCUAGG
Lytechinus variegatus (green sea urchin) is the source of this 5641-nucleotide messenger RNA. RefSeq names its product TRAF-type zinc finger domain-containing protein 1-like. The record is from RefSeq and is a predicted model, not a curated record. The coding region runs from base 138 to 2555 and encodes 805 amino acids. NCBI's taxonomy places the organism in Eukaryota, Metazoa, Echinodermata, Echinoidea, Temnopleuroida, Toxopneustidae. The transcript has 15 exons.